AGUCAAUCCGAUAUCGAUGACAAUAAUCGAAUUGUGUGUUCGCACAUUUUACAAAUAUUAUUCAAUUUUUACGCAUUUCCGCUAUGUUGUUGCCGCCAGAUCGUUUGGAGCACUAUAAAACCAGUUUGGAGCAACAGCUGAAGCGUUUGGCCAGCAGCAUAAGGAGUUAUUUGGUGCUAAAAGCAGCUGACACAUCUGAAUUGUCGAAUCGAGCGAAUCGCUUGUGGGAAUUGAGUCAACGCUAUCGACUGGUCAAGGGUACCAAUCAAGCUGCCACUUUCGCCCUGCUCGCUGUGUGCCAGGAUGUUUACCAAAACCUUCAGGACAGCAUAUUGAAACUAGAUUUAGAACUGGAUCAGAUAUCCGCCCAAGUAGCCGACUUCGAGAUCGAGUGCCUGCAACUCGGUCAAGAGCAAAGCCAAUGCAAAACGCCCACAAAUUUAACAGAAUUCCGUAAUUUCCUGGAGGAAUCCCUCAAGCUGCUGCAGAAUCAGGUCAAAUAUCUGGAGCUCCAUCUUCGCCAGCUGCAACCCAAGUUCUUGGCCCCGGAAUCCUCACUGGAGGCCUUCAGAUCCGAUCUUCAGCUUCCCGAACACGCAGAGGCACGAAUUUUUCUUGGACUGGCCAAAAUCGAGAGAUUGACCAGUUUUCCACUGAUUUUGUAAUGAUAAAAGGGUUGUUCUUGCUAAUAACUAAAGGAAUACAGCACAUUACUUGAAUCUAGUUGUAAA
This is a messenger RNA of Drosophila subpulchrella, 731 nucleotides long. RefSeq lists its product as uncharacterized. Bases 84 to 665 code for a protein of 193 amino acids. The transcript has 3 exons. NCBI's taxonomy places the organism in Eukaryota, Metazoa, Arthropoda, Insecta, Diptera, Drosophilidae. The record is from RefSeq and is a predicted model, not a curated record.